GUUCAUGCUUACAUUCAGCCAACCUCUAUAGUCCAUUAAUUUUCAUCAAUUCAAAAAAAGUUGGACUGUGCAUGUCUCAGAAAAAUGGCGAUUGAUAAAUUUUUGUUCAUUAUUUGAAAGCACAGUCCUAGGAUAUACAAUAAAAUCGUUUAUUAUCGGUUGUAAAGCUGUGAAUAAAACCAGGGAAUGGCUGACGCUGUGGUGGAGCGGAGACCUCCCGCUCGCUUCUUUUGCCACAGGUGUAACAUAGAAUUUGAGGAUGUUUUGCAGGAUUACAGAUGUCCAUAUUGUGCAAGUGGAUUCAUUGAACAGCUUGAAAGUGAGACGGAGGGCUCAGCACUUUCCGGAGAUGACUUCAGUGAUGCAGACAUGAGCAAUUUAGAUGACUCAGAUGAUACACAUCAAAGUGCCAGCCACCCGAUGCUGAGUGACUUGGCGUUUCUUAUGUCAGGAGGGCGACACCGAGGCGGCGGGCGACCAGAGACGUUACUAGAACAGUUGGUGUACUCCAUCAGCGGCAGCGGCCCGCUAGGCGGCGCCGCCGUGACGGCCGGGGCGCCGUUCGUGCUCGUCGGCGCACCCGGCGACUAUGUCUUCGGCGGCGAGGGUUUGGACGCAGUGGUUACACAAUUACUAGGACAACUCGAGAACGCGGGGCCUCCGCCUUUACCUCGGGAUCAAAUAGCCGCCAUACCCAGUGAGGCUGUGACUGAAGAACAGGCGGCAGCAAACACAUCCUGCUCAGUGUGUUGGGAGAACUUCCAAUUGGGCGAGAUGGUGUCAAAAUUGCAGUGCGAGCACAUAUUCCACUCGACGUGUAUAGAGCCGUGGCUGCAGCUGCACGCCACGUGCCCGAUCUGCCGGCGCUCGCUGCUCCCCGACGAGCCGGCGCCCGAGCACGCCGAGCGCGAGCCCGGCCAGCGCGAGCCGCCCGCGCCGCCGCCCCGGCCGAGCUCCACAAUGGGCGGCAUGCCGACGGUGCGGCUGCGGCGCCUGGCGCGGCGGCGCGCGCCCGGCGCGGCGUGGGAGGCGGGCGCGGGGGGCGCGGGCGCGGGGGCGCGGACUCGUCCUCGUCCUCGGACGCGUCCGUCACGGCGGGCGGGCUGUGGGCCGGCGCGGCGCGCGACGACUCCACGUCCACGUCCUCGCUCAACUCCGCCGCGUCCGUGGCCUCGCCCGCCUCCGCCUCCGCCUCCGCCUCCGCCGCCUCCAACACGGACACGUCGCGCGACAACAUGUACAACAUGGACAUUGACUUCGACUAGUGCCGCCCCCGCGGUUCCCGCAUCGGAACCGCCCCCGUGUGCGCGCGGACUGUGUGAUGCGAGCGCGAGCCCGGCCGUGUGCGCGAGUGUGAUGCUAGCGGGCCCAUUAAAUGUUUGCUUUAUUCUGAGAUCGAGAGAGUUCCGCCGUCGAGCCGGGGGCGAGAGUGACCGAGAGAGAGUCGUCGGGCCGCGCGACGAACGAACUAUGACUUCUUAUUCGUGCCGCGCGAAACCGGGCGGCGUCCGAUAGAAAAACGAUGAUUCGCGUGGCGCGAUUAAAGAGUAUAGAACUGAACGGAUCCCUUUAAACGACGGCGGUGACGUGCCGGCUUGCCCCGUCACGAGACUUGAAUCCGAUUUGCUUCGAUUGAAAUAUUAAUAAAAUCUAGAAACAUACAAAAUUAACUGCACUAAAAUCUCAAUACCGGACCCUAACAAAAACUACCAAAAGAGUGAAAAACUUGGUACAAAAAACUUCAUGAUAUGACGACGUUGAUAAACGACCAUCCGAAAAUCUACAUCUCACAAACCACUAUAUUACUUUUUUUUAUAAAAAAACUAACUAUUACUUAUGAAAGUAAUAUUAUGUAACAUAACAUUAUUUGCCAUAUAAUUUUACUCGGUCAAAGCAAUAUACCAUUUAUAUAAUGCUAAAAAACAAAAAAAAUAGUUAUUUAUUCAGCCACUCUCCUCGGGAACUCUCUGCUCUUUAUUUUUUCACGCUUUCCUCCCUUGUUCAAGAUUAAAAAUCAUGUUAAAUGUUCAAGGAGGUAAAGUUUAAAAAGAAUAGUAAAGUACAAAUGUCGCGCAGACCCACGGCCGGCCGCCCGCCGCUGGUACUAGAGUUAAAUAGAAGAUCCAUAGUUAAAAAUAAAGUUAUUUAAAUGAACGAAUACUGGACUAUGAGUAUCUAUGAUUGUCUGAAUUAAUACCGUGUGAUCGGAAACAUAUAAAGAGGUAAUGUUAACGAAUAGCUAUUAUUUAAAUACAUACCUAGAGGACUUUGAAAAAGUCCCGUAUCUUAUAUAACAAGCUGCAGAACUGCAAAAUUGUCUCUGUGUAUAGACUUUCAGCUAUAAAUUGUUUAAUGCGUUAUUUUCGUGUAAAUUUUGUAAAUAAAUGUAAUUGUAAGCCUUUGUUGCGUAUAAUAAAUUUAUGGGUAAACUUGCAUUGCCUUGUGCGCCAGACACUUAGAGA
Leguminivora glycinivorella is the source of this 2462-nucleotide messenger RNA. It is a transcript of the gene Iru, whose product is annotated as E3 ubiquitin-protein ligase RNF126. The record is from RefSeq and is a predicted model, not a curated record. Gene Ontology annotation, biological process: positive regulation of DNA-templated transcription; protein ubiquitination; ubiquitin-dependent protein catabolic process. The transcript is spliced from 7 exons. The coding region runs from base 187 to 1515 and encodes 442 amino acids. Lineage: Eukaryota; Metazoa; Arthropoda; Insecta; Lepidoptera; Tortricidae. Gene Ontology annotation, molecular function: ubiquitin protein ligase activity. Gene Ontology annotation, cellular component: nucleoplasm; cytoplasm.